AAACAAUGUCCACGCCUAUCCCGCCAUCUUCACCUCCCAGCACUCCAACUACAAGAGCCAAUAAUAGAACAAAAUCAUUCUCAGGGACGGGAACUGUUGCGACUACGGCAUGCAUUUGUGGAAACGUGCCAAUUGCAUUAUCUGCAAACACAUUAGCCGACAGUUUGAAGGUUUCACCGCUCUAUAAGCAACAAGAUUCUGCUCGUUGGAACGCGGCCGCUCAAGUGUACCGGACGUCUCGUGCCGUCUCACCAACGUUGGAAGAAAAAGAGAAAUUUGGGUUUGACAAUGCGUAUAUAAAUCAAAUGAUUAGUCCGAAAAUGUCAAUCCCAAAGACCCCAAUUUCACUCGAGGAAAUCGCAGAUAUGAAUAGAAAACGUCACGAAGUGGAAGGUGGAGUUAUUCCGUCAGAUGAUGACGUUGGACCGCUGGAACUGGAAGCAAUUGCUGCAGUCCACGAAUUAGCACAUGAAGUUCAAGACAUCAGUGUUUCGGAAAUGCUCCCCAGAACUAGUGACCUGAUUUUUGUUAAUGUGAAAACUCAGGAAGGAAGCCCAUACACUUUAGAGCUGACUAUGAAAGGAUGGAGAAUUGCUUCGUCCCAUACUGAUUGCAUGAACGGGGAUUAUACGAAAAUCUCCCUUCACACUAAAUACUAUCGAAAUGCUCGUGAACUUUUGAAAUUCAUAUCACCUGACCAUGCAACACGAUUUAAUGAGUGUGUUGCUCAGAAACUCAGCAAGUUAGCUGAGGUGGCGGUUCAAUAAGGACAUGAACAUUAAAUUGACAAUAAAUAAUCAAUUUUACUCAAUACUACAUACUUUCGAGUUUUUAGCCAAUUCGUUCUGAUACUUGUCGAUAAAAUAAAUAAAUGGGUUAUAUCUG
This is a messenger RNA of Caenorhabditis elegans, 885 nucleotides long. It is a transcript of the gene C06A12.3, whose product is annotated as GSKIP domain-containing protein. The coding region runs from base 6 to 767 and encodes 253 amino acids. The transcript has 7 exons. Gene Ontology annotation, biological process: regulation of canonical Wnt signaling pathway. Gene Ontology annotation, cellular component: cytoplasm. NCBI's taxonomy places the organism in Eukaryota, Metazoa, Nematoda, Chromadorea, Rhabditida, Rhabditidae. The record is from RefSeq and is marked reviewed.